Molecule: messenger RNA, 1533 nt
Organism: Electrophorus electricus (electric eel)
Lineage: Eukaryota; Metazoa; Chordata; Actinopteri; Gymnotiformes; Gymnotidae
Gene: gbp
Product: glycogen synthase kinase binding protein
Cellular component (GO): cytoplasm
Source: RefSeq, a predicted model, not a curated record
UGUCGGGCAGCGUGGCGAACGUGGACGCCGGUAAAGCACUCUCAUUCAUCUUCGAAAAAUAGUGGCCAAACGUGUACAAAACACACCAAAAUGCCGUGUCGAAAAGAGAACUACAUAUUUUUGGAGCAGUCUGUCACUGUUGAUUCAAAGGAAGUGGACGCUCUUGUGACAAAGAUCGGCGAGGCUUUGCAGCUUCACAACAAUAGCGCUAACCAGACGAUGUCAUGUCUUCACAACCUUACCAACAACGGCGCCCACAACGCCAAACAGAGCAACAACAGUGCAGGAGCUCAAAGGCGUAAUGGUUGCUGUAUUCGUCUCCGAAGCCGAAAUUUACGUAGCCGAGCAAGUCCGUACAAUAUACCUGGAUCCAGUGAUCAGGAAUGGGACCAUUUUAAAACGUGCAACCGAAAAGGAAUUGAUAUUACAGGUAACGAAGAUGAUCCCCAUCAGCUCCUUCAGGAAUUGAUAUUAUCUGGAAAUCUAAUCAAGGAAGCCGUCAGACGACUUCAGUUUUCAUCGGAGACGGAACACGACCUUUCCAAACAAAUUGACUGAAAUUGUUAGCUAUCAAAGGCCAGCCACCAGCAAACUACCGGAUGAACUAAUGUGUUGGAAUGAGCUAGGUUAGCUAAUUGAUUAGCUACAUUGUUAACCUAGCUAGCUGGCUAACAAGUUAAUCAGCUAGGUUAACGCGAUAAUAGUCACAAGUUGGAAGUUUGUAAAACGAACUUUAUUAAAUCCAAAUGUUUUGUAUGAUGGAUAAAAACGACAUUGUAUUUUGACUGUUAGCUAACUAGCGGUGUUUUUGUUUGAUACGUGACUGAAAAUUCUAGGUUACUACAAACACUCACUAGCUAAUGAAUUAUUGGUAGGUUAUAUAUGCUUUCUGAAUGAAAUGUGAGCUGCAGGCUGGUUGUUACUCACUUCAUACAUCCUCUGAUGUCUAUCUGUAUUUUUGCAAUACUGCUGUUUGCAAACUAUUACAACAAACGGAUGGUGAACCAUGUUUGGGUGGCAAGCUAACAGCAUUGUGCCCUCGUCAAAUAACAAGCUUUGUGAGCCUUCACGAUGGCUCGCCAGCUUUGUUUACAGUUUUGCUAGCAAAUUAUGGGUAUGUCCCUCACGGAUACUCGCCGACAUGAGCCAGGCCACAUCUGUUUAUACUUAGUCGGAACAGUAAAAUACUGUAUUUUGUAGGUAGUCUUAAUUUGGAUUUAUGCCCUCAUUUACACCCACGUGGACUUUUCCGUCAAGUUUUCUUCGAAGUACAUGGACUGCUUGGAUAUUUUCAGCGGAGCCCUAACAAAUCUUUCCAACAAGUCUGCAGUUAUUAAUAAGGGGAGAACAGUCUGAGACGUGACGACUAUCACUACAGACACUUUGGUGCUUUUCGGAUUCCCGUAUGGAGUUCGUAGGCUAUGUUUCUCUUCUUUAGAUCUGUAUUGUUUGUAUGCUUCGUAACGAAGUAUUUUUAACAGUCCUGAUUUUCAGGCCGUUUGGUGUCUGUAAUAAACGUUUUUUUGCAUUUGG